AUGGCGAAUAAUAGUGAAGAAUAUGCUUACGAAGUAAUUGAUAACGAGACGGAUGCCUUUAUUUGUGCUCAAUUAUUAGCAGAUGAAUUUGCUAAACAUGAGCCUUUAACAAGUUUUUCUCAAAUUGGAUCAAAGGAAUUUUUGGAUCAAGUUAUAUGGCCAGCAAUGUUAGAUUCUCUUAAACAUCGAUUAUCAGUACUUGCGCGACACCGUUUGACAAAUGAAAUUGUUGCUACUAUUCUUGCUAAUGAUCUGUAUUUUGAUCAUAAGAAACAUCCUUAUAAUCCAUCCGAUCCACCGCACUCAUUUGCUCUUAUUGAUUUUGCAAGUGAAAUGGAUGAAGCUUUCAUCCAACGUGAUUUUGGACAAAAAUUAGAACCUUACAUGGUAUUGCAUAUUUUUAUUGGGACUACUCAAAAACAACAUUCUGGUAAAGGUAUAGCAACUCGGUUACGUGCAUUUAUAUGUGACAAUGCAAGAAAAACGCAAGGAUAUCAAUAUGCUUUUGUUCAAGCAUCGAAUCCAGCAACUUACCAUAUAUAUAUUGACAAAAUGGGUGGACAAAUAGUGACACUGUUCGAUCCUAAGACAUGGGUGUGGAAGAAAAAGGGCGAUGGAAAAUCAUGUCCAUUCAAAGAAUUUACGGGUGGAAUUAUUCCAAAUAUUCUCAUUAAGCUGACGUGA
Messenger RNA from Adineta ricciae, 684 nucleotides. The record is from the annotation of a GenBank genome assembly. Lineage: Eukaryota; Metazoa; Rotifera; Eurotatoria; Adinetida; Adinetidae.